ACGCCGACUUUUUCUAAGGAUGCACAAAGUUUAUCACAGUUCGGAUUGAAGGUGGUUUCUGUUCAAGAAGGACUUCUAUUUUUUUCGAAAUUAGUAGCUCGUGACACAGAUAAACAGGAGCGAGUAUACAGUAAUUAGGCAAUAAGCUGUUACCUAGCAACGCGCACGCGUAACGUCAUUACAUGACCUUGAGGUAGCUGAGAUAUAGGACGGGAAUCCGCUUCGAUCUUGCAAAGCAGCAUGUGAAGUCUCUAUAAUAUUAACGGGUUAAUUCAUGUAACUCCCAGGCUCAGUUCUCAGUCUGACGAAGCGAUGGCGCAGUUUAACAUUUUGUUGGCUUGUUAGAGAUGUACGUGUAUAGGAUAUGGACCUGAGUGCCUUGAUUCGGGGAAAUUCUUCAGUGGUUACACGAAUCAUGCUUGCCCGUUACAGUAUGACUUAACCUUGCCGUGCAGCAUUUCCCUUCGUUUAUAAUCAUCGUAGACCACAGAUGACUUCUACCAAGGAUUCAACUCCGGCUACCGAAGCCAUAGAACUUAGAGCUCCUCCAGGUACUGAUGCUCAUCGUCAAGAAGAUCCAGGGUCGCCUGCGAUCAAUCCCCUUUUAGAUGACAGCCAUGAAAACAGUAAAGGAGACGACGGGCACUUGAAAAAUGGGAUAGAAAUUAAAGAAAAUGAAAAAGGAAACUUCAAAGAGACUGUGGACGUGAAGAAAAAUGGUUCCAUUGAAUUUAAAGACAUAACAGAGCAUUUUGAAGAGGGCAAAGAAAAGUCCAGCUACAAAAAACGCACGCGGCGAUGUGAUGCGUGUCGCACGAGUUGCUAUAAUUUUUGUAAACCAUGUAUGACGAAGUACCACCCGCCGGUGACAACACGAGCACAGCGCAUGCGCCACGCUCUGAUGUGCCCGCCUCACGGGAAACUCGGGCGGGUCGUCACCUCAAAACUAACGCUGAUUCUGCUGUGGGCUGUCUUGUGGGCGAUCACCAGAGAUGAAGCGCUCCCUGGUGGAAAUUUCUUCGGCCUUAUUGUGCUGUUCUUAGCCUGUAAACUUGGAGGGUUUUUAGUUAGCAAGAUACGACUUCCACCUUUACUAGGCAUGCUGAUAGUCGGUUGUCUCCUCAGGAAUGUCCCGUACAUAGACGUUGCCAAGGACAUUAAGAAAGAAUGGUCGUCUUCAAUAAGAUCCAUAGCCCUUGUGGUCAUCCUCAUCAAGGCGGCCUUGGGUCUGGACCCCAAAGCCUUGCGCCGCCUCUCUCACGUCGUUGCGCGGUUGGCCUUCAUUCCAUGCGCCUUCGAGGCGGUGUCCGGGGCCGUGUCCGGCCACUUUCUGCUGGGGUUUCCCUGGGACUGGAGCUUUAUGCUGGGCUUUGUUAUGUCGGCUGUGUCCCCGGCAGUCGUCGUUCCCUCCAUGUUGCACCUGCAGGAGCAAGGCCUUGGCGUAGAUAAAGGCAUCCCAACUGCUGCCGUGGCUUCGGGGAGCGUGGAAAACGUGGUGGCCAUAAGCGCUUUUGGGGUGGUUUUGGGAAUUGCCUUUUCAAAAGGUGAUUUAGCGUUCUCUAUCAUCCGUGGUCCGCUUGAGGCGCUGACGGGAGUGAUAUAUGGCGUGAUCGGCGGACUCAUGUGUUGGUAUCUGCCCCAUAUCAAACACAGGAGGCAGGUGUCGUUCAGGACGUUUCUGGUAACAAGUGGUGGACUGUUUGCUCUGUUUGGUAGCGGUGCGGCCAAAUUCCCUGGGGCUGGGGCCCUGGGGUGCCUCACCAUGGCAUUCGUGGCGUCCCUGGGGUGGCGGAGACAGGGAUGGACAUCAAGCAAUCCUGUGGCAAAGAGUAUUGGUAAAAUGUGGCUUAUCUUUCAACCUCUGUUAUUUGGUUUGAUUGGAGCUGAGAUAGACAUUACCAAACUCAAUGGCGGAACAGUCGGCAUCGGCAUGGGCGUCCUCGGUAUCGGUCUUGCCGUACGGUUUGUAGGCUGCGUACUAGCCGUAGUCAGGACGGACUUUAACUUCAAGGAGAGGCUUUUCGUACCAAUAGCCUGGCUGCCCAAAGCAACGGUCCAGGCUGCUAUAGGAUCUGUGGCUUUAGACACUGCAAGACGGAAUAACGCAAGUGCAGAGGAAGAGGCAAUGGGGAACACGAUUCUGACCCUAGCUGUUCUUGCCAUACUGGUAACUGCCCCGAUAGGUGCCGCUCUGAUCGCUCUGACUGCUCCUAGGCUGUUACAUCAGAGCCCCAAGGAAGGAGAGGAGGAGGAGGACACCAAGAAAGAAAAAAUUGAAUCUGAUGACAAGAUAGAAGAGAAAGAAGGUGAAGAGGAGGAGGAGGAAGAAGAAGAAACACCAGAAUCCGAGGUAGAAAGUGACGAAGAAGAGGAAGAGGAGGAGCUAGAAAAGGUGGAGCACCUGCUAGAAGAAGCAAUCCACGAAUACGACAUACAUCACCCCCAUCUCCACCCCCACCACGUGCACCACACUGGUGACCACGCCCACCACGAGGAGCAUGUGCAUCACCACCAUCAUCACCACCACCACCAUCACCACCAGGAUGAGGAGCACUACCCAGAUCCUGGUGAUAAGGAAGAUCCAGAGACUGGACAUCAGAAGCCGGUUCCUGAGCCAGAACCUGAAAGUAAAUCCCAAGGUGAAACGUCUCUAAGUGACCCCUCGUCCCAAAGCACAAAGAAGGACGGCGACGACGCACAGACAGCGGAGAGGAAUAGCGCCAAAGUGGAAACUGUCAACGAAAAGGCUCCUCUUCAAAAUGAUGCAGAAAAAGAGGACAAGAACAACGGCAAAGUGAAAGCCUCUGAAACCCAAGACGGAGUGCAAAUCUCCCCAGUCCUUAUAGCUGAUCAAGACGUGAAAGGCUCUGGUGGAUCACAGAGUGCCACAACAGACAAAGAAUUAUGUAACAGCCAGUCGACAUUCUCUUGCUCUUACGACGAGGUAGAACAUAAACGGAAAUGUGCAAGGCUGCGAGAUUGCUGUUACCAGUGUUGCGAACCUUGUAUGACCGAGGCCCACCCGCUGCCACCAAAUCCCACCAGAGGUCAAAGGUUGAAAUAUGCCCUCAUGUGUCCACCCCAUGGGCACACCGGGCGGUAUUUGACCCUUAUUGUUUCUGUACUGCUUCUUUGGGGUGUCCUUUGGGCUAUCACUGGGGAUAACGCCUUACCUGGCGGGAACCUGUUUGGGCUGCUUAUAUUGUUGAUAUGCGCUCAGCUUGGUGGGAACGUGGCAGAAUUGAUCAGGCUUCCUUCUCUGUUAGGUAUGCUGUUGGUGGGUGUGGCACUAAAGAACAUUCCAUAUAUUUCCUUUGCUAGGGAUAUUGACAGGCACUGGUCCGUGGCAAUCAGGUCUAUUGCACUAGCGGUGAUCCUGUUGAAAGCAGCACUGGGCUUGGAUUCCAGGGCCCUGCGUAAGUCUUCAGCCUCGGUCCUCAAGCUUGCCUUUCUCCCGUGCCUGGCCGAGGCGAUCAUCGAAGCUACUGCGGCACACUUUUUACUAGGCUUCCCCUGGGAUUGGAGUUUUAUGCUCGGGUAA
Messenger RNA from Lingula anatina, 3541 nucleotides. RefSeq lists its product as uncharacterized. Gene Ontology annotation, biological process: proton transmembrane transport. Gene Ontology annotation, cellular component: membrane. The record is from RefSeq and is a predicted model, not a curated record. Gene Ontology annotation, molecular function: antiporter activity. Lineage: Eukaryota; Metazoa; Brachiopoda; Lingulata; Lingulida; Lingulidae.